ACUGCUCUGUUCGCAUUGUGGAGUAAAAUACGAAACUAAGUAUAUCCAAUCCAAGCGUUCACUCUAUUUGCACACCUGCAGAUAGUAUCUUUCGUCACUUUAAAUUUACUUGUUUUGUUAUCUAAAUGAGGAGAUGAAAUUGCCUGCCGUGGGUUGUUUCUAGAAAAAAGAUUGCAGAGUAUAGAGUGGAUAGUCUGUGACUGCUCAUCGAUUAAAAUAUACUUUGUUCGGACUCCUCUUGGAUUAAAUAUUUAGUUAAAAGGCGUGGAGUAAACUAAGAGAUGGCUUCACUGAACAGUGAAACAAAUCCCACAAUGGAGGAACUAAAUCGCUCGCCGUUCAUGAAUUUCAAAGUCCUCUACAUCACAACCCAAAUGGUUGGUAUUACUCUGAUUAUAAUUAUGGGCAGUUGGAUUGGAACUCAUCUAGGAGGAUUUUCGUGGACUUCAAAUCCCAAAACAGAAUUCAAUUGGCACCCAUUCCUAAUGACUAUCGGAAUGGUCUUUCUCUACGGAAAUUCAAUACUGAUAUAUCGUGGCAUGCGCCGGUUGCGAAAGAAGAAACUGAAACUGCUCCAUGCAUCGAUUCACAUGACUGCAUUUGUAUUGGUGGUUAUUGCGCUGAUUGCAGUUUUCGAUUCACACAAUUUGCCAGCAGUGCCAAUUCCGAACUUGUAUUCACUGCACUCAUGGCUGGGAAUUUUGGCUGUGAUACUGUUUGCCUGCCAAUGGUUGGGAGGAUUUGUUUCGUACCUGCUACCAGGAAUGCGUCAAGUCUAUAAAGAGGCCUAUAUGCCAGUUCAUAUUUUCUUUGGGUUGUUUGGAUUCGUGCUGGCCGUGGCCAGUGCAUUGCUUGGACUAUCGGAGAAAGCUUUCUUUUCUAUUGGCAAUUAUCCGGAGCUACCAAAUGCUGGCCUAAUGGUGAAUUUCAUGGGAGUACUCCUUAUGAUCUUCGGUGGAUUGGUCGUCUAUCUAACUACUGAGCCGGACUACAGAAGGCAACCACUGCCUGAAGAUGCUAUUCUUCUAACGGGUGCUAACGAGUAAACCAAAUUAUAACUGACUUGACAACGACUUAAAUAGAAUUUCGUCUCAAAUUUAGUGGUACUACGAACGUCUACUUUGAAUUCCUUAUUUUUACUAAUUAAGUUUAUAGAAAAUCGUGAUAAUUUACAAAAGUAGCAAGAUAUAUUUUACGUUCAUAUUAGGUUGUUGAUUUUUAUAGAGAGAUAUUUCUAUAUUUUUAUACGCUGUUAUUACAUGCUGAAUAUAUUUUAAAUGUGAUUAAGUCUCGUUUGGUUCUAUUUUAAAAUAACAAUUCCUUCAACAAAAAGCAAACGCAUAUGUACAUGGAAAGACGGGUAAAAUAUGGAAGUGUGUUGAUAUGAUAUGUUGUGUAUCUAUUGUAAAUUUAUGGAAAUCAUAAAGACUUAUGCUAUCAAGGGAUAUAUUGUAACUUAAAAUGUGCGCGCAUUAAUAAAAUAUUGUAUCUAUGUA
Molecule: messenger RNA, 1496 nt
Organism: Hermetia illucens (black soldier fly)
Lineage: Eukaryota; Metazoa; Arthropoda; Insecta; Diptera; Stratiomyidae
Product: cytochrome b561-like
Exons: 4
Coding region: 282-1046 (254 amino acids)
Molecular function (GO): oxidoreductase activity
Source: RefSeq, a predicted model, not a curated record